CGAAGUUAUCUUGAACAGUCAAGCCACCGAGUAUUUUUCGUGAUUUUUCUCUAGAGAGAGAGAGAGAGAGAGAGAGAGAUGGAGGGACAUAAGGGUGCAGUAUGUGUUACAGGUGGUACUGGGUACAUAGGAUCAUGGCUGAUCAUGAGGCUCCUUGAUCAAGGUUACCAUAUUCGAACCACCGUUAGGUCCGACCCAGAGCACAAGAAAGACACUGGCUUCCUUACAAGUCUACCAGGAGCAUCAGAGAAACUCCAAAUCUUCAAUGCAGAUCUCAGCGAUCCAGAGAGUUUCAAUGCACCCAUUGAAGGAUGUAUUGGCGUACUUCAUGUUGCCACUCCUGUUGAUUUUGAAGACAAAGAACCUGAAGAAAUAGUAACCAAAAGAUCAAUCAAUGGAGCACUAGGCAUCUUAAAGGCAUGCUUGAAUUCCAAGACUGUGAAGCGAGUUGUGUACACUUCUAGUUCAUCAACAGUUUUGUAUAAUGGCAAUGAUGAAGAUGAAAUGGAUGAGAGCUUUUGGAGUGAAGUAGAUUUCAUUAAAGCUAUAAAGCCACUUGGAGGUUCCUACGUAUAUUCCAAGACAUUAACAGAAAGGGCAGUAGUUGAAUUUGGAGAAAAACAUGGAUUGGAUGUGGUGACAAUAAUUCCUUCCUUUGUUGUUGGACCCUUCAUUUGUCCCAAGUUCCCUAGCUCAGUUCGCACAACAUUGGCUAUGAUUUUGGGUGACAAUGGUCAAUAUAAAUAUCUUAUGAAUACAGCUAUGGUCCACGUUGAUGACGUGGCAAGAGCACAUAUUUUUCUCCUUGAAUGUUCUACAGCGGAAGGAAGGUACAUUUGUUCAUCACAGAUCAUGACACUUGAAAGGAUGUCUGAAUUUCUUUCUGAAAGAUACCCAGAAUUUCAAAUACCAACACUAGAUUAUUUAAAGGAAAUUAAAGGUUAUAAAACAGCGGGUCUGUCAUCAAAGAAGCUCUUAGAUUCUGGCUUCAAGUACAAGUAUGGGCUCAAUGAAAUGUAUGAUGAAGCUAUUCAAUGCUGCAAAGAAAAGGGUUUUCUCUAGUUCAUGAAUGCUCAAUGAAUUUUGGAUUCUGCCAAAUGUAUGUGACUAGAAGAAGAUCGAAGUACUGUAUUUUACUAUUUUCAGUAUUUAUAAAA
Messenger RNA from Quercus lobata, 1157 nucleotides. Its product is annotated as vestitone reductase-like. The transcript is spliced from 5 exons. NCBI's taxonomy places the organism in Eukaryota, Viridiplantae, Streptophyta, Magnoliopsida, Fagales, Fagaceae. Gene Ontology annotation, molecular function: oxidoreductase activity, acting on the CH-OH group of donors, NAD or NADP as acceptor. The coding region runs from base 79 to 1062 and encodes 327 amino acids. The record is from RefSeq and is a predicted model, not a curated record.